Molecule: messenger RNA, 498 nt
Organism: Strongylus vulgaris
Lineage: Eukaryota; Metazoa; Nematoda; Chromadorea; Rhabditida; Strongylidae
Source: the annotation of a GenBank genome assembly
AUGCGACGUCUGUUUGUGGAAUGGUUACCAUACAUCCUUAUGAUGCGAACGCCGGAUCAUCCAAGGGCACCGAAACCGAAGGUGAUUGGUAAGAGCGUACUGCCAAUUCAUCGUCUUAGCACACUGCCAAUUCUCAAUUUGCCUCGACAUUCUGAAGUUAAUGCUGCAAUUCGAAGCAGCUCAAAGAUUCAGAAGGAGAAACCCUUACCCUACCUAAAAUACUUCUACCAGUUCUGUGAUGAUCUGAAAGCGAUCAACGAAGAUUUGGAAAAGAUGACCGCUGUGAUUAAAGAGACAUAUGAACAUGAGAUGGUCAUUUCAGAGAAACCGUUACCCUACCUAAAAUAUUUCUACCAAUUCUGUGAUGAUCUGAAGGCGAUUAAUGAAGACUUGGAGAAGAUGACCGCUGUGAUUAAAGAGACGUAUGAGCAUGAAAUGGUAAGGUUCUUCCUUAGCACCAGAAAUCAACUGUACAAGAAAUGCAGCCGAUUCCUCUAG